UAAGUAGUCUCAUUUCGCAAACGAAAAUACCAAAAUCGAUAAAUUUUCAGUUUCAAUUUGUGUUGUAGAGCAGUUAGAGAAGAGGAAUUUCAACACGUUUCCAUCCUUCAAACAGUGAAAAAUAGAGCCAUGUGGAAAUGUGUGGCAAUGUCUAUCACAUUGAAUAUUCAUUAAUACUUUAAUCAAUUGUGUUGAAAAUGAGUAAAAAGGUUGAUAUACAUUCCCACAUAUUACCAAAACAAUGGCCAGAUCUAAAGAAGAGAUAUGGUUAUGGAGGAUUUAUCAAAUUAUAUCAUCAUUGUCAGGGCAAAGCUGAGAUGUGGAAAGAUGAAACUUUGUUUCGUGUCAUUGAUCAAAACUGUUGGUGCUCAGAAACUAGAAUUACUGAAAUGGACAAAACAGGUGUAACAGUUCAAGCUCUUUCAACAGUUCCAGUAAUGUUUAACUAUUGGGCAAAACCUCUAGAUACCCUUGACUUGUGUAAAAUAUUGAAUGAUGAUAUUGCACAAAGAGUUGUCAGUCAUCCUAAAAGAUUUGUUGGCCUUGGUACUUUACCCAUGCAGUGUCCUGAGUUAGCUGUUGAAGAACUUAAGCGAUGUGUCAAUGAGCUUGGCUUUCCAGGAAUUCAAAUUGGUUCGCAUAUCAACGAUUGGAAUUUAGAUUCUCCUGAAUUAAAUCCUAUUUUUGCUGCAGCAGAAGAACUAAAUGCUUGUAUAUUUGUUCAUCCUUGGGAUAUGACGAGAAAUGAACGAACUGAAAAUUAUUGGUUACCGUGGUUAGUUGGAAUGCCAGCAGAAACUGCUACGGCAAUAUGUUGUGUUAUCUUUGGUGGAGUUCUUGAAAAAUUUCCGAAACUAAAAUUUUGUUUUGCUCAUGGUGGUGGCUCAUUUCCUUACACAAUUGGCAGGGUUUGUCAUGGUUUUGAUGUAAGACCGGAUCUUUGUGCCCAAAAAAACAAUGUUUCUCCGAGGAAUUAUAUCGGUAGAGUUUAUACAGAUUCCUUGGUACAUGAUGAAAAGGCCUUAAAGUUUCUAGUUGCUAUCAUGGGAGAGAUACGUAUCAACUACAAUGUCUUUUUAUUGUAUCCAAUUAACAGGAUAAAGUUUUGCUUGGAAGUGAUUAUCCUUUUCCUUUGGGGGAGCAUUAUCCUGGGAAGUUGAUCCACUCAACAUAUAGAGAUCAGAAAGAGAUUAAGGAAAAGCUAUUGUUUAAAAACGCUUUUGAAUUUCUUGGCCUUGAUGAAUCUAAUUAUUGAAAAUAAAUGAAUACAUGUGAUGGGAUAGCCAGAGAUAAUGGCUUAUAAAAACUUGGUGUUUUAUUCUGGAUUGAUGUAUGAUGCCUUUGUCAUUUGUGAAAGGCCAUGGCAAGUUGGUCUGCACUCUGCAGACGACCAUUUCUAUCGUUGCUUUUACAAAUCCUCUCAAGAUUGCUGUUUGUGUCCAUUUUCAAUUUUAGUUCACUCCGUUGCUGUGUUUUCUUUACUCAAAAAAAUCAACGUAAUAUUUAGUUUGGAAAAAUCAAUCUGUAAAAUAGACGAAUAAUUAUUCAAAUAUACUUUUUACACCAAAAA
Xenia sp. Carnegie-2017 is the source of this 1570-nucleotide messenger RNA. Its product is annotated as 2-amino-3-carboxymuconate-6-semialdehyde decarboxylase-like. The transcript has 14 exons. NCBI's taxonomy places the organism in Eukaryota, Metazoa, Cnidaria, Anthozoa, Malacalcyonacea, Xeniidae. Bases 198 to 1160 code for a protein of 320 amino acids. Gene Ontology annotation, biological process: secondary metabolic process. Gene Ontology annotation, molecular function: carboxy-lyase activity; hydrolase activity. The record is from RefSeq and is a predicted model, not a curated record. Gene Ontology annotation, cellular component: cytoplasm; cytosol.